This is a messenger RNA of Eremothecium sinecaudum, 2637 nucleotides long. It is a transcript of the gene CTF4, whose product is annotated as chromatin-binding protein CTF4. The transcript has a single exon. Bases 1 to 2637 code for a protein of 878 amino acids. Gene Ontology annotation, molecular function: protein binding; chromatin binding. Lineage: Eukaryota; Fungi; Ascomycota; Saccharomycetes; Saccharomycetales; Saccharomycetaceae. Gene Ontology annotation, cellular component: nuclear replication fork. The record is from RefSeq and is a predicted model, not a curated record. Gene Ontology annotation, biological process: DNA-templated DNA replication; mitotic cell cycle; DNA repair.
AUGCCUGAGAUCAGUGAUAAGUUAGUUUUUCAAUCGGGUGAAAAGACAUUGCUUGGCUUAUUAAGUGAUAAGAACUGUUUAUUUGUUGUCAAUAAGAAUCAGUUAACAAAAGUUCUGUAUCUAGAUCAACCACAUAAUGAGCCUGAAAUAUUAGAGACAUGUCAAUCGCCUACGUCUGUUUUUGCAUAUGAAGAUAGCUAUAUUCUGGUAACUUCGAUAAAUGGCGAUGUAUACCAAUAUUCAAAAGGUGGUAAGACUGAAUUACUGUUCAGGUCGGCCCUUCCAUUGCGAGACUGUGUAGCUAUACAUGCUGGUAAAACAUGUGUUGUUGGCGGAGACGACCUUGAAUUGACCUUCAUUGAUUUAAACGUAGGCCACAAAAAGGAUACUAUAAGGCUGAAUGAGCAGCUAUCACAGAUGUCAUAUAAUUCACAGAUGAAUAUUUUGACUGUAACCUUAGUUGAUGGCACGAUUGUAUUUUAUUCCCUCACUUCUGAGACUCCUAAUGAAGUUAAAAGGCUCGAAGGUUAUAUUGAGAAGAACUUUUACAAUGAUAUAGGCCUAAAUGAGGAGGGAACGGCCGAAUAUUGUGAUGAAAAUAGGUUAUGUACAAGAGUAUCAUGGCAUCCGCGUGGUUUACAGUUCGCGAUUCCUUCAAAAGAUGGGACAGUAAAAAUAUUUAAUCUCAGUGAUUUCUCUUUGAUUAAGACUUUGGCUUUGCAAGCCAAGUCUUAUUUCACUUCUUUGCUUUUCGAACCUAUCCAAGGCAGAUAUAUCGCGGCAACAGACUUGUCGAAUAGACUUACUAUCUGGGAUACAAUCAGUGGAAAGGUAUAUUAUUCUAAGGACCUAAGCUACAAAUUAACGAAUAUAAUUUGGAACGCAAAAGGCAGUAGUUUAGAGCUGUUAUUAGGUACUUGGACAGGUGAAGUAGUGACCGUAAAAGGUAUUGCAGAAUUGGAUGCAUUCUCCGCUGACAAAAACGAUUCACUUGAAAACGAACUCCCAAAAUCUAAGAAAAAUGCGUUAUUUCUGGAUUCCGACGAUGAUGAAUUAGGCACACCCUUACCAUCCCAGUAUAAUGAAAAUGACACCAAAUUGGAUCUUAACUCUGAAAAUGUGUUUACCGAUAAUGAAGAUCAAGAAGAAAAUAGUAAAAGGGAAUAUAACUAUGGAGAUGAUGAGCAAUUCAUUGAUGAUGAUGAUGAUGAUGGAGGCUACGUGACAAAGAAACCUAAAAUAGGUCCGGUUGCGUCUCUUUCGUCAACUGUAAGGAUUAGCAAAAAUCAACCACAGUCUAGGUUUCAUUAUAAGCCAAUAUCACCUGGAGGUACACCCUUUGGAUCUGCUGAUAAGAGAUAUUUAACAAUGAGCAAUCUAGGUUUUGUAUGGACUGUAAAAAGUGCUUCCGGUCAAUUCACAAUUACAGUAUCAUUUUUUGAUGUUGGUCGUUUCCGUGAAUACCAUUUUGAAGAUUUAUUUGGUUAUGAUGUAUGUUCCCUGAGUGAGGAUGGAACGUUUUUUGCUCAAAGCAAGUCUGGUGACAUAUUUUAUAGACCUCAUGACAGCUUUAGCCAUUCAAAGUGGACAAAGAAAAUACCAUUAGCUCCAUCGGAAAGAAUUACUAGUAUUGCUGCUACUCCAAAAAAGGUGGUUGUGGCAACUUCUCUAGGAUACAUUAGAAUGUUCAACGUCUUCGGUAUUCCUAUGUCUUUGGAGAAAAUGUCCCCGGUGGUAGCCAUUGCAGCUUAUGAAUAUAGAAUAUUUGCUGUCCAUUAUUCCCCAUACCAUGGUAUCCUUUAUUCUUUGUUUGAACAAAGUACAGAAAAUGGGGGUAAAUACUACCAGAAGGAAUGCCCAUUACCGAUAAGUUUACAGUUAUUCAACGGACAAUCUGAUCAGCAAAUCAGCUACACUUUCAGCGAAUUUAAUCCAUUGGGAAUCAAGUCGCUUUUUUUCUCUAGCUUUGGAGAUCCAUGUAUUUUUGGGUAUGAUAAUGUCCUAUUAGUACUCUCUAAGUGGAGAAAUCCUAUGGAGAGUAGGUGGAUCCCUUUGGUAGACUCCCAGUUGGAAUUGUGGAUGCUGUCAGGUGGCAAAAACCCUACCGAUGUUCACGUAUGGCCAUUGGGCUUAAACUAUGAUACCAUGAAUUACAUACUAAUUAAAGGUAAGCACUUUUGGCCGGAGUUCCCGUUGCCUUUGCCGUCCGAAAUGGAAAUCCGCAUACCACUACUAGACAAAGAUCAACUUGUAAAAAACGAAAAAGAGAACAACAAUGAGCAAGAAGAAGUGGUAGUUCCCGUUACAAUUGCAGCAGAAGAGGAGUACUUACGCUCAAAAAUUUUAGUAGAAUUAUUGACUGACACCAUUGAAAACGACGGAGAACUAUACGGUAAUGAAAAUGAGAUUCUGCAGUCAUUAUUUGGGGCUCAUGACAGGUCCCUUUUGAGACUAUUCGCAGCCGCAUGCUCAAACCAAGACUCUGAUAAAGCACUAUCAUUAGUUAAAGAAUUAAAACAAGAUAAAGCUCUUACCGCCGCUACUAAGAUUGCACAAAGAGCAGAGCUUUUAAUGUUAGUAAAAAAAGUUGCUGAAAUCAGAGAUGCAAGAUAUGAACUCCAAUUAGCCAGGACAUAG